Molecule: messenger RNA, 1365 nt
Organism: Armigeres subalbatus
Lineage: Eukaryota; Metazoa; Arthropoda; Insecta; Diptera; Culicidae
Exons: 1
Coding region: 1-1365 (454 amino acids)
Source: RefSeq, a predicted model, not a curated record
AUGGAAACCCUUCGGCGGUUGUACGGGCGGCCGGAAUUACUUGUGAAAAAUCUACUGGCGAAAGUUCGACGUUUAGAAGCACCGAAAUCGGAACGACUUGACAGUUUGAUGAGUUUUGGUAUAGCGGUUCAACAAUUGUGCGACCACCUCGAGGCCGCAAAUCUGCGAAGUCACCUAUCGAAUCCCACUCUAUUGGAGGAACUUGUGGAGAAGCUACCGGCAUCGAUUAAAUUAGAAUGGGUUCGGUAUAAACGAGAGUUCGACGAACCAUCGUUAAAAGAGUUUGGCGAGUUUAUGGACCGGCUCGUGGUUGAUGCGAGCGAGGUGACAACAUUCGUGGCACCGAAAAAAGAGAACACUCACACUGAUAGAACAAAACACAACCUAAAGGCGCACAUACUAUCGCACAACGAGACCCCAAGUGUGACAGGAAAACAUCUUCCGCGAGAGCCAUGCCCAAUAUGUUUGAAGCUAGAUCAUCGUGUGCGCAACUGCGACAAGUUCAAGCAGAUGAACGUUAUGGAUCGUCUUAGAGCAGUAGAACGGUUCAAGCUUUGUGAGGUGUGCCUGUUUCCCCACGGUAAUAAGGUGUGUCGUUCAAGGUACUACUGUAAUGCCGAAGGUUGCCGUGUCCGCCACCAUCCAUUGCUACAUCGUGAGAUCAUUGUUCGAGCGGACUGUCAGGCUCAUCGGGUCGCGAUGAAACCUGUGUUGUUCAGGGUAGUACCUGUCACUCUGCAUCAUGGUGCUCGAAGCAUAGACACGUUUGCUUUCCUUGACGAAGGAUCAUCUCGCACCUUGAUCGAAGCUAGUUUAGCACAACGCUUAGGAAUCAACGGAGUACCGGAGCCAUUGGAGUUGACGUGGACAUCAAAUGUAGUCCGUAAGGAGCUUUCAUCGAGGCGAGUUGACUUAACAAUUUCUGCGAGAGGAGGAAAAGAACGAUACAAACUUGCAUCUGCUCACACUGUCAGCGCACUUAACCUGCCGAAGCAGAGUUUGCAAAUGAGCGUUAUAGGCAAGCAUUUCAAACACCUUGAGAAUAUUCCAACGAUGUCGUUCCAAGAGGCGGAAUCAAAAGUGCUCAUCGGCCUACAGAACUUGGAGUUAUUUGCACCACUUGAAAGUCGUGUUGGUCAAUCAGGCGAACCUAUAGCAGUAAGAAGCGUUCUUGGAUGGACAAUUUACGGACCUUGCGGAGAGAACCAAGACUCGUACCAGUUUCUGGGUCUGCACGGCUGUAAGUCUGAAGUCGAUCGAGAGCUAAACGAGAUGAUCCGAAAAUAUUUCGUAAUGGAAGAAGUAGGAAUGAAUUCGGUACAACUACCAGAACCAGCUGAGAUAGUUCGAGCGAAAGAAUAUUAG